Messenger RNA from Archocentrus centrarchus (flier cichlid), 4923 nucleotides. RefSeq names its product B-cell translocation gene 1, anti-proliferative (gene btg1). Gene Ontology annotation, biological process: negative regulation of cell population proliferation. Lineage: Eukaryota; Metazoa; Chordata; Actinopteri; Cichliformes; Cichlidae. The transcript has 2 exons. The record is from RefSeq and is a predicted model, not a curated record. Bases 295 to 843 code for a protein of 182 amino acids. Gene Ontology annotation, cellular component: cytoplasm; nucleus.
AGACCUUCACUUUGGCGGAGGAAAGCAAAUGAGGAGGGUUGGUUGACGGCUCACCAAGGGACCUCCAACCCGCUGUAUUUACCAACAACAGGCGUUUAUUUCCCAACACUGUACCGUCCGAGCAUACGGACUCUCUAUUAAGAACUUCCCUCUACCUCGACUAAUAAAUGCCAAGAGAAACAACACAAGCGCCAAGAGAUAAGGAUCGCUGCUCCGAAUUUCACAGACUACACAGUCGGACAAACAGAGGGAAAAACAACAAAAGCGCACGCAUCGUCGCCGUUGCCUUUCUCAAUGCAUACCCUUUGUGCCCGGGGAACGAUGAAACCAGAGAUCAACGCCGCCGUCGGAUUUCUGUCGAGAUUUCUGAGGGUAAAAGGACACGUAAACGAUCGACAGGUCCAAACGUUCAGCCAAAGCUUACAAGACAUUUUGGCAGAGCAAUAUAAGCACCACUGGUUUCCAGACAGGCCUUGCAAGGGUUCAGGUUACCGCUGCAUUCGCAUCAACCACAAGAUGGACCCCCUGGUGUGGCAGGCAGGCCAGCGCAUUGGUCUGACUAUCCAGCAACUCUACCUGCUCCUGCCCAGCGAGCUCACGCUCUGGGUGGACCCAUUUGAGGUUUCCUACCGCAUUGGUGAAGAUGGCUCCAUCUGCGUCCUGUAUGAGUCGCAGCCCGGUCCCGUAGGAAUGCCAGCGACAGCUACCACCAGCUCCCCCUCAGGAAACAGCGGGGCAGUGAGCCCUAUGGUGGACAGUCACAUCAGCUGCAAGGAGGAACUGAUGGUGCUGGGAAGAACCAGUCCCUCCAAAGCCUACAAUAUGAUGACUGUGUCUAGUUAAAGCGGCACAUAGUCACCCAGGCCUACUAUUUGUUCAGGGUCACGCCAUGGCUGGUGAUUUGACCAGACCAGGGUGAGCCUUUUUAAAGCUAAGAAUAUGAAAUGAAAUAGUGAAAGAAGAAAAAAAGGAAAAAAAAAAAAACAAAAAAAAAAACAGAGGAUGUGGCCUAUCGUCCAGGUGAUGGAAACCUAGUAGGUUUGAUAUUUUCUACCCUCUCUCCCCAUUAUCAUCUGUUCUGUUGUGUCAUUGGAUCAGCUGGGCACUCCAUUUUUUUAGGAGAGGCUUUGUGGGAAUGGAACUGUUGGGGCAGCUAAACCAACCAACCAGGAACCCCCAUGGAAACUGGCUCCGCCUACCCCCGCACUCUGAACUGUAAACAUCAUGGUGAUCAGUUCCAUGUCCGAAGGGGCUAUCAGCAUUGACUUUGCACUUACUUGUGGUUACUAUGGGUACAUGUUCAACACACCACUGCAGAAACACCAGUCAAAAUUACAAGGAAUUUUUUUUUUUUUCCUUAAGAACUACCCCCCUCAAAAUUCAAACGCUUUUCCAGUUUGCUGAUUUUCAUUUAUUUUUCUUUUGCGAGUGGGGAGGAAGUUGAGGUUCAGACUGUACCCAGUGAAAUCCAAGCUCAAGGUAAAGAAACUCCCAAUGAGAGUAUCUCUAUUUUCUAUAUAAAAAAAAACCUUUUCUGGACCACAGGGAAUAUAUUUUCUUUAUCUUUUAGCCAUUGGAAAAAAGGCUUGCGGUCUUAACUUUGCUUCCUCCCCCUUCUACUCUGAACUGCAAGUUUCAGAAAGCAUUCAUCCCAGCCUUCUCCCGACCUGUAUGUAAGUGCGAGCAGAAUGUGUUGUGACACCUGUUACCUAUCAACACCGGUGUGUCCCGUUGCACUGUCACUCUCCCGUCACCCAUGUUCGUGUAGCUUUCUGAGGGAGGGAAAGGGGAUCGGUCUCCCUUCCUCUUCCCUCUAGGUAAUGAAUGUUGUUGAAAUUCACAAUCAAGUUCAUGUUGUUACUAAUUUUGCCCCCUUUUUCCUCCACCAUUUCUCCUGCGUUACCAAAACUCAAAAGUGUAGCAUAAGGGUGGGGGUGGGGGGCUUUUUUAGCCAAAUUGUGGCCCAGUUAGAAUUAACAUUGAAUGCACUUUGACGUGAGAUUGUGUGGGAUGUGCACCUUUUUGGAGAAAAUCACCUGCAUUCCAUCCAUUCGAAUGUCAUCUUUUCUCACCAUUCUUACUGCCCUUCCCAUUUUUAGCCGUUUGGUGAUACUGUAGCUCCCAAAGUCGCGAUGGACUGAUGUUUGGUCACGUGUGCAACAAUGGAUUUCAAAACCUUUAACACUGUAUUUGUGAACAUUUCAGAGCUGUUGAUUUGUUUUGGGGUUUUUUUUGUUUGUUUGUUUUUUUUAAGGUGGAGAGUAUUCUGGGUGGUAUGUUAGAAAUAUUCUUUUAUCCAUUCAUACGGCACUGUUGAUUCUGGCACAAUGUAAAGCUACCCCCACCUUCCCUCCCUACACACCACCUCCAACACACACAGAUGGUGAUUUAUGUUGCUGAUUUUAAAAAAAAAACAAAAAAAAAAAAACGUUUGCCUGAAAGGUCUGACCUAAGUGAUGACUAUGUGACACUUUGGCCAAAGGGAGGUCUGGAGCAUCGACUGUUCAGAGAUUAAUUUUAACUUGAAUUGGAAAAAAAAAAGAGGCCUUGUUAGCCUUCUAUUUCCAUUCCUUCUUUAUAAGGUCUUGUAAAAGGGAGAUACUUUUGGGGGGGAUUGGAGGUGCACUGCCUUAUGGAGACCUCAUUGUCAAGCAUUUUGAGCCAUUUGUGAUGUUAACUAAUACUGGGCUUAUGAGAGCCAACCUGGUGCAUUGUGCUGCCUGGACCCUCACUGGAGGUGUCCCCUUUCCAGCCUGGCAGCUUCAACUGCCCCACCCCUCCUGGUGUCAGGGUUAGAGUGCCUCAAGUACCACAUAUCAACCCCCUUAAGCUCAGACCUCCUGUUUAGCCAAGAGCAGGCCAGCAUGCUGCUAGCUGACCCCCUGUGGAUGCAGGUAGACUUAUUAUGACACAUAUCAUCAUCCAUCACCGUGGGGAGCUGGGUAAGGAAGGCAGGCUUGGGGAGCUGGUGUAAGAGAGACAGGGGCCAGGGCCGGACUCUUUUGUCCAGGGCAGCUAAAAUCCCUCCGGCCCCUUCCCUCUUGGACUUGUUCAACAUCCCCCACCCUGACCAGAACCCCUCGACUCUCCCUCAGCAGUGAUGGAUAACCAGCACACGCGCUUGGCGUGCUCAAGCUGCACUUGGGGGUGGGCUAGUGAGAGACAAGGAAACAUGGAUCAAAGAUGAAGAAUUGAGGGUACUAGGCCAUUGGUUUUUCAUUUUCAUCUCACUGGAUCGCGCUGCACUUAAUUACUGAGUUUGCGUAGCAACUUUGUUUACAUGCAUAUGAAAGGAUGUUAUGGCUUUCUGCUGUACCCCCACUUUACUCCUGGUUCUGGGGGUUGAAUGGGUAACAGCAUGAUGGAACAGAUGCUAGAACGGCUACGGGUGUUGCUCAGGCCUUAGCCACUGGCCAAAUCUGUCACGGCAGGCUGGUUUGCCGCACAUCACCAGACCUAUGGGUGUUUAAGCUCCCCUAAGCUUGAGAGGAUCAUGGGUAAUAUAGCUAUAGCCUUUGACGCACUGCAACCCCCCUAACCCCCUGCACCCUGCUCUCUGCUGAUACUCCCUUCAGCAAUCUGUGAAAAGCAGUUAUUCCAUGUUGGCCAGAUGGAGGAGAGCUUGCCGGGCUGAGAGCCCAGAGCUUUGGUUUCCAUGGUGGACACCAGUUUUAAAAUCAUGCUGCUCCAUUAAAGCUUUUUAAUGUCACGUGAGAUGUUUUGAGAUUGGUCUAUAUUUCAGACGAGAGAUGAUCAUCUCGCCUCACUGCUCUUGAUGUAUUUUAUGGUCACACUGGUAGAUUUUCCUCAUCUUUCCACUCAUAUCCAUUUCCCCCUCUUCAUCCUCUUUUUUAAGAGGAUUUUUAGUCUGGUGAACUAACCCAGUUUUAACAAUUUAAUUCUCCUGGGGCUUCAAAAAUUAAAAAAAAAAAAUUAGAAAACAAACUAAACCCAAAUCCCUUUGGACACCAUUUUGACUUUGCUUCUACCACCUGAAAAUGGUUUUAAAUCCUCAGUAAUGUUAACUAUUUAAAUGGCAUCCAUUCAGCUUGUGCGCACUUAGAUUACAAAAAUUGUUGUGAGAGUGCUUUGAGUAGUCAGAGGUAAAAUAGCACAUAAAUGCACUAAAUGUUGAAGUUGUGUGACUUUUUUUUUUUUUUUUUUUUUUUUUUUGAGACGCGAGGAGUCUCUUCUGGAAUGUAUUGCCAAACUCAGGCCUCGGACAUUCAAUAAAUACUCUUAUGGAAAAGUUGUGCAUGUUAAGAUAUGAAACAGGAAGGGAACAGCGGUUUCGUUGUUGUUGUUGUCAAUACUGUCAUCGAUUAGUUGAAUUAUUGCCACUUUCGCAUUUGAGGUGUUUUACAUAUUGUAGAAUGUAUUGUAACUGUACAACAAAUGGUAGAGUACAUAACAUUACACAUGGGAAGUGCCAAUAAUUUCUAUACCGAGGUGUUAUUUUAGAUGUAUUCCUUUUUUGUAUUUCAUCUUUUAACAUGGAUAAUGCUUUUUCGUAAGUGAAGCCAUUUGUGAUGGGAGUGUUGGCAAGGACCAAAGUUGUUCUGGUAAAAUUAUUAGUUUCCAUGAUCUGUGACUAUAGACGUAUCCUUUGUUUUUUUUUUUUGUUUUCUGUUUUCUUUUGUUCAUUCAUUCUUUUGUUUUUUCCCUUUUAUUUCUAUUUACAUAUAAAACCACAAAAUAGACAAAAAAAUCUGAGCUUACCCAAGAAGAAAAGCUGUACCUUGUGAUCUCAUGUCAGUACAUCUUUAUCGUGUUCAGUUUCUUUUUCCUUGGGUAUGUUGUGAUGAACUGCUGUAAAUUUGUACAGUUCAUGUAAAUUGUGAGGAAGUUGUACAGAUUUCUAUAUUUUGGAAGAAAAGUUUUUUUUUUUCUCUGUAAUAAAAGAUUUCCUAUCUUGGCAUCAUA